ACCACACGAAGUCACAACAAGGACAAUUUAAAAACACGUGAAUCCGGCGAAACAACUUAAUAAAGUUUAUAUUGUUUUACAUUUUAUCUUGUUUUUUCUCCAACACUGCGGCUAACUGGCGUAAAUUCUAACAACAGAGGAAAAAGUUGUGCCAGAGAUUAUGUAGUGCCUUCUUGUUUUGAUUAUUUUUAUUAAUUGGUCAAACUUAUUGGAUUGGCAUUUGAUAAUAGACAGCCGCGAUGUCGAAGCUGUUUGUGCUGUUCGAGCAUGCGGCUGGCUAUGCCCUAUUCUCGGUGCGGGAGUUCGAAGAGGUCGGAAUGCUGCUGCCCCAGGUUGAGGCCUCCGUGACCGACCUCCAGCGCUUCAACCAGGUGGUCAAGCUUGUCGGGUUUUCACCCUUCAAAACUGCCGUGACAGCACUCGAGAACGUCAACAGCAUAUCGGAAGGCAUCGCACCCGAUGAUCUCAAGCUGUUUUUGGAUACCAACGUGCCCAGAGGAAGCAAGAAGGAGAAGGUUGUUCUCGGAAUAGCUGAUCCCAAGCUUGGAGCCAGUAUCACAGAAGCUCUGGACAUCAAGUGCGACCACACUGGAGCCAUACCAGAAAUCAUCAGGGGUAUACGGUAUCACUUUUCCAGUCUGGUCAAAGGCUUCUCAAACCAGAGUUCGGGAAUCGCACAACUAGGUCUUGGUCACAGUUACUCUAGAGCUAAGGUCAAGUUCAAUGUCAACAGAGUCGACAAUAUGAUUAUUCAGAGCAUUGCUCUGCUAGAUCAAUUGGACAAAGACAUUAAUACAUUCAGUAUGCGAAUCAGAGAAUGGUACAGUUACCACUUCCCAGAGCUUGUAAAAAUUGUUCCUGAUAACUACAUGUAUGCCAAAGCAGCAGAGCUCAUUAAAAACAGAAAAGAGCUGACUCAAGAUCAUUUGGAGGCACUAGAAGAAAUAGUCAUGGACAGCGCAAAAGCUCAGGCUAUCAUUGAUGCUUCCAAAUCCUCAAUGGGGAUGGAUAUCAGUCCGAUUGAUCUUCUGAACAUUGAAAUGUUCGCCAAGCGUGUAAUAGAUUUGGCUGAUUAUAGAAAAGAACUUUCGGAGUAUCUGAGGUCGAAAAUGUCGGGAGUAGCUCCAAAUCUUGCUACCUUGAUUGGUGAUCAAGUUGGAGCGCGUCUCAUUGCACACGCUGGUUCGCUGACAAAUCUAGCAAAAUAUCCUGCUUCGACUGUUCAAAUUCUAGGAGCUGAGAAAGCCUUGUUUAGAGCUCUUAAAACGAAAGGAAACACACCAAAAUAUGGACUGCUGUUCCACUCGACUUUCAUUGGUCGAGCCGGCAUGAAGAACAAGGGCCGAAUCUCAAGGUAUUUGGCAAACAAAUGUUCGAUUGCAUCAAGGAUAGAUUGUUUCGCCGAGCUGCCCUGCAAUAUCUUUGGAGAGAAACUCCGACAACAAGUAGAAGAUAGAUUGAAGUUUUAUGAGACUGGAGAUGUUCCUAAAAAGAACAUUGAAGUUAUGCAAGAAGCCAUUGAGGAAGCUUCACAAAUAGUACCUGCUAUCACGGAAGAAACUCCAAAAAAAAAGAAGAAAAAGGACAAAAAGACAAAACCCACCAUAACGCUUCUUCACAAGUAACUUUACUUUUUGAUUUCUUCUUUUUCUUUUUCGGCACUUCCUCGCCAUCUACCUCCAUCUUAUUUACGUUUUCCAACACACCAUUCAUACUAUCACCAUUUGUUACAACUUCGUUCUUUAUGUAUUAUGUAUAUUUUCAGAUAGAUUUUUUAUGAAAUCGAUUCUUGUAUAAUGUAAAGAAAUAUUCUCUUUGCGUAUUAGUAAGGCCGAUAUCGUUGUAGAAGCAUUUUGUUACAUUUACACGCGCAAUAUCAUAAUGCAGUGAUCUAUAAAAUUUUAUAAGGAUCAAUGCUUAAUUUUUUCACAACACGAACAAAGAUAACUUCAACUGUUGUAUAAAGGUAACUUCAAUUUGGUAUGAGACCGGAAGGCAAUUGUAUAAAUUGAGAAGAAAAAAAUUGUAUUUUAAAUAAAUAAAAUCAGUUGGAUCAUAA
Molecule: messenger RNA, 2059 nt
Organism: Copidosoma floridanum
Lineage: Eukaryota; Metazoa; Arthropoda; Insecta; Hymenoptera; Encyrtidae
Gene: Nop56
Product: Nop56 ribonucleoprotein
Cellular component (GO): small-subunit processome; box C/D methylation guide snoRNP complex
Molecular function (GO): snoRNA binding
Source: RefSeq, a predicted model, not a curated record